CAGUGGGCAAGCUCUCUAUCUCUCUCUAUUCACACUCAGUGCUGAAGGCUUCUCAGUGGCGGAGCGGUGGAAGUGAGAGGUGGUUUUGCUUUGAAAGAGGCAAGAAGGGAAAAGAGGAGAGACCACAACGAAAACCACAGAAUGGGAGUCUGCUGCAAGAGCAAAUCCUCCUAGAGACAGAGGAAGCAGUGGCCACUGUACAGCAACACUGUUCAUCAACAUACAGAGAUCUAAGAUGAUUGACAGUCGGCUGUCAGCACAGAGGAGGGAGAUGAGGAGCCUACCCGCAGACAGAUGCCAGCAUAAGACAAGUACCUACAUUGUGCCCUGCUUCCUCUUUGUGGAGCUGGUCAUCAUGGCAGGGACCGUUUUGUUGGCAUACUACUUUGAGUACACGGACACAUUCCCCGUGCACAUCCAGGGCUUCUUCUGUUUCGAUAAAACCUACUCCAAGCCGUACCCAGGACCAGAGGACAACAGCAAGGCACCGCCCGUCCUCGUCUACUCCCUCGUCACCGCCAUCCCCACUGUGACGAUUCUGAUCGGAGAAGUUACCAGCUUUUUUGUCAAGACAGAGGGAGCUCAGGAGAAGACCAUAGUGACCGCUGACUGCUGUUAUUUCAACCCUCUCCUCCGUAGGAUCGUACGCUUUCUAGGUGUCUACUCCUUUGGCCUCUUCACCACCACCAUAUUUGCCAAUGCAGGUCAAGUGGUGACCGGAAACCAGACACCUCAUUUUUUGUCUGCCUGCAAGCCAAACUACACAGCUCUGGGAUGCCAGUCUCCGUUGCAGUACAUCACAGAGCGCCGAGCCUGCACAGGAAACCCAUACCUGGUGGCAUCCGCUCGCAAAUCUUUCCCCUCCAAAGAUGCAGCGCUCAGCUUUUACUCAGCCAUCUACACAGUGAUGUACGUGACCCUGGUUUUCCGGACCAAGGGGACCCGUCUUACCAAGCCCACCCUGUGCCUGGUGCUACUGUCUCUGGCCGUGCUGGUGGGAGUUGUUAGGGUGACUGAACACAGAAACCAUUGGAACGACGUCCUGGCUGGGUUUGUUGCCGGGGGCGCCAUUGCUGCUUUUCUGGUGUCAUGUGUGAUCAACAAUUUCCAGCAGACCCAACUAGCAGGGCAUACUCUACCACCUCCACAGCGCCCAGAGCCCCCCAUCGGGAUCCCUAUGCUCAGCCUGCCCCGCGUGGAGAGUCCACUCGAAAAGUUAAGUGGCCUUCAGGCUCCAGGGCUACCGUAUUCUGAGAUCACAUGACCAUCAGCCAAUCCCGUCCCCCACCCCUCCCGAUGUGCUCCUCCCCUCACGGCGUUGCCUCACCAGCGCAGUCUAGACCUGCCCUCUGAAUUGCCCAAGCCCUGCC
Molecule: messenger RNA, 1370 nt
Organism: Scomber japonicus (chub mackerel)
Lineage: Eukaryota; Metazoa; Chordata; Actinopteri; Scombriformes; Scombridae
Product: phospholipid phosphatase-related protein type 5-like
Exons: 8
Coding region: 236-1264 (342 amino acids)
Biological process (GO): phospholipid dephosphorylation; signal transduction; phospholipid metabolic process
Molecular function (GO): phosphatidate phosphatase activity
Source: RefSeq, a predicted model, not a curated record